Iphiclides podalirius (scarce swallowtail) is the source of this 1674-nucleotide messenger RNA. NCBI's taxonomy places the organism in Eukaryota, Metazoa, Arthropoda, Insecta, Lepidoptera, Papilionidae. The record is from the annotation of a GenBank genome assembly.
AUGAUCGCCCUGAAGAAGCUGUACGGCGACGAGCUGCUGCGGCUGGCGCUGGUGCUCAGCCUGCUCAAGUCCAACCCGGACGAGUACCUCCACAACGAGGCGCUACAGCUCACCGCCGGGCUGAACAUAUCCGACGGCUCGGAUUGGUCCUUCGAGCCGGAGGCGCGCACGCUGAUACGGCCGCGCCAUGUCCACCCCAAGUCGCUCGACAGCGUGCUGCUCAGCUACGAGCGGCAGCUGUUCGAGGAGCUGCACUCGCUCGGCCGCUACGGCGACCGCUACGCGGAGAACGCGGCGCGCGUCCGUAGCGGCGUGCUGCACACGUAUCUACUGAACGACGUGUCGACGGACACAGUCGCGCCGGUGCUGUCGCCGGCGCAGGUGGCCGACGCGGCGCCCGACGGCGUCUCCGCCGACGAGAACGUCGCCCAGGAGGUGAAGGUGGACGGCGAGGGGGCGGAGGGGGGCGCGGCGGCCGCAGCGGACCUGGUGGUGACGCUGUCCGCGGACUUCUUCGAGAACCGCACCGAGUCGGACGUGUUCGCCGAGAUCGCGUCGCGGUCGUUCGACGUGAACGAGCUGUUAGUGCCGCCGGCCGAGAUGCGGAUCAAGAGCGAGCCCCGUGAGCCCCGCGAGCCGCCCGAACUGGACGUGAGGGUGAAAGUGGAGCGCGACAGCGAGGACCUCUACAGCGACAACGCCAUAGACGAGUUCGUGCCGUACUUCAGCGCGAAGACCGGGCGCCUGGAGGCGGGCGGGCCGCACUCGGUGUACCACGAGAACCUGGCCGACCUGCGCGACUACAACGAGAUGUUAGAGGACACGAAGGGGCUGCGGAACGAGCUGGAGCUCGACGUGAAGCAGCAGCAGGAGAACCUGGAGCAGUACCUGCUGGAGAACACGCCCCUGGACGCGGAGGUGUACGAGCUGGCGCCGAUGUUCGAGGAGGAGCUGGUGCUGGACGUGAAGAGGGAGAGGGCGAGCACGAGUUUCACGUCGGCGAGCUCCAGCGGCGUGAGCGAGAUGGACACAUCGUCGAAGGACAGCCCCGACGUGAAACUGGAGCCGGACGAGGGGCACCACAGCGGGGACGAGCUGACGCAGGAGGAUAUGGAUCUCAUCGAGGUGCUGUGGAAGCAGGAUGUCGACAUGGGCUUCUCCCUGGAGGAACCCGUUCAACCGGAGGGUCCUCAGGCCACGAAGGUGGAGCUCGGCGAUGAGAUCGCGAAGGAGCUGAAGCUCGCGGAGGAAGAGAUCCAGAAGAAGAUGGAGGAGACGGAGAAGAUAGAGAAGGUGAAGGCCUCGCUCCUGGAUCCUGAGUCGAAAGAGGAUGACCCUUGGGCGGGACUCUCCUACACCGUGGAUACGGAGACAGGUGAAUACGUGAUCCAAGGCGAGCUGCCCCGAGAGCUGGUCGGCAGCGAGGAGUCCAGGUUCGACCUGCUCGAGGAGGCUCUGCAGCUCGUCGAGCUAGGUGACGAGGCGGAGACGAAGGAUGAACAACCAGAGGCGGUAGAGGGCAGCAGCAGCGGCGGCGACAUGCUACACCCGGCGAUGCGGCACGUGCCGCACCACCCACUCGCCCACUACCACAACCAGCCUGUACCUUGCAGCGACAGAGACGUCAGAGAUCAAAUCGAUGCACUUAUGGUAUCCACUACUACUCCAUUGGCG